Mucor mucedo is the source of this 549-nucleotide messenger RNA. RefSeq lists its product as uncharacterized. The transcript has a single exon. The record is from RefSeq and is a predicted model, not a curated record. The coding region runs from base 1 to 549 and encodes 182 amino acids. Lineage: Eukaryota; Fungi; Mucoromycota; Mucoromycetes; Mucorales; Mucoraceae.
AUGCAUCUUUCUAGUUUUUUAUUGGCUUUAACACUCACUGCUUGUUUGCAAUUGGUUUUCGCCGCCCCUUUGGUCACUGAGACCCGGUAUGUAUUGGCUAAGCGACAAUGUCCACCAGGAACUGCGCCUGCGCCUCCUCCACCACCACCUCCACCACCAGCUCCCGUGUAUUCAGCCGCUGAAUGCUAUCAAGCCACUCAUGAUGUUGCUUGUUAUCAGGCUCCCCGUCCCCCUCCACCUGCGCCUGCGCCUGCCAGUAAUGGACCUCCCAAGGCUGGUAGUUUGAAACUGCCCGAUCUUACCUGUUACCCACUUCCUGCGGCUUCUCUUCCAGGAUAUCCAGUGUUACCACCCGUCCCCCCACCUGUUCUUCCCGCUGUACCUGCCGCACCUAUCCCAGCUGCACCCGUCAUUCCUUCGCCUACCUUACCAACCGUGCCUACCCUACCAGGUAUUCCUGAAGCUAGUUUGCCAGAUUUAAGUUCUGUAGCUCUUCCUGGGCUUCCUGAAUUACCCGGUCUUCCAGCAUUACCAGGACUUGGAAGAUAG